AUGAAAGCAAUAUUUCUUUUCUCGACAUUAUUGGUUGUUGCUCACCACCAGGUAUGGGAAUGUUUUGCGAAGCAUUACGAGACGCACGAUGUGGAAGGUGACACGUCACUUACAAAUAAGCCAUAUGAUGACAGCGACCGAAAUGAAAACUCUACAGUACUAGAAAGCAAAACCCGAGGGGCCCCUUUGUAUCGUUCGAAACAUACUUCACGUAAAGGCAGGAAAUCUUCCUCUAAAUUCCCAGAGAGCACAGUAAACAGAACGCUAUCAUUGGAUGAUGGUAGGCAUGUUUUGUACAAGAAUCACUCUAAGAGCAAUGGUAAGAAAUCGCCAAGUAGCAAUGGUAGGGCAGAUGAAAAAAAAGUUUUUAGGGUCAAGAAAACCGUGGAGAUAUUGAUUGAUGCACCAACUAGGCGCGGAAAGAGGAGUGCAGAUGCCGUUGGAAAGCUCAGUAAGAAAAGUGAUGGAGUGGAAGUACCCGACACUUCGAGAUCAGAUGUUGAAGUUACAUCUGGGGUUCCAACUAAUGUAACAAUGGAAAAGAGCCCGGUGCAUUCUGAUGAAGUUGUUACUAAGAGCACAUAUCCAGAAACCGGAGUGGAUAAUGGUACGGUCGAUCAUCGCUUGCCAGAAGAUACCACGCGCAUUGAAGAAGGUAAGCCCGAUAUGACUAGAGAAAGCACCGAUGACGAUAUUUCCUCUAAUGGCGCUAAGGAGAUGGAUUAUGCUGACACACCAAAUAAGAAAUCCGAGCUCACAUUAGAAGACCCAGGUACUGAUAGCUCUGCAACGUUUGAGUCGCCCAGUUUGCAUACAAAAGAUGGAGAUGAUUCACUAAAGGGAUUCGAUAGGUCUCCUCUAGAAUCGCCCAGCGAUACUAAUGUAUCGAUUGCCCCGGGAAUGGUUGUGCCUCACCACAGAAGCUCUCAUCCACUGCACACUAGAGAUGAUGUAAGGGGUGACGACGGCGAUGACAGGCCAACUACACCUGCGGAGUACGACGAGCCGCGUGUAAGGAAUGAUCAUGGACACGGUGAAUUUAAUGAACCAUCUAAUCAUCGUGCACAUGCACGGCCCGAACAUGAUACCUAUAAGCGUAGCGUUCAUAAAGGAGAGGUUGAAGCACACCACGGCAAACGCGGCACAAAGAAAUACUACAAUGAAUUGGGCGACGAAUAUGUGGCUGACCGUCGCACCGAAUUCGAAGAGAAAUCAGAUAGACGCAUGAAGACGGCGCAUCGUGAUUUAACGGGCGAUGCAAUUGCAGAUGUAACGGAUAGAACUGGCGAGCCCGAUUCAACGUAUGUGGAUGUGGCAGCAGAUGAAGUUAAGGACGAUGAUUCUAAUACAGGGAUGACCAAUGAAGAUUCGGGUUUUCCGUUUUACCCGCAGAUGAUAGAGAAAGAGGCCAUCAUAGAUGAUACAGAUAAAAGUGCCGAUUUUGAUGAGGAUACGAUGUCCAAUGAAGAUGAUUCUGGUGAUACAGAAACGGAUGACAGUACGGAAAUGAACAGCGGCAUAUCGACUCCAGCAUCUGAAACGGUUGACGACAACGAAUCAACCGAAGUAUCUGAUGGCAGCUCUCUGAGGGGUCUCCGCUCUAAGGGUCGUAAGGGGUCUAAGAAAAAUACAAAACUCGAAACAUCCAAGAUGUCUAAGAAAAGCAAAAAGAAGGCUGUUAACAAACGCAAAAGUGCGGAUAAGAAGGCCAAGAGAAAUAAGCGAUUAGAGAGAAAGAGGAUGACCCGGGCAGCAAGGAAACGAUCAAAGAAAGAUGCCAAGCAGGCCAAAAUAGCGGCGAAGAAGUCCCUCAAAGAGGCUAAAAAGGAGGCCAAAGAUGCGAUUAAAAAGGAAAGUAAGAUGCCGGAAGGUGUAAACCUAAUAUUGCCUGUGUCUGAAACACCCGCUCCUAAAAGCAUGACAAACUCUUCCAAUGAUGACAUAACCGGUAAAGAUGAGAAAAGUUCAUGGACUCCCGUAAACUCUCUCGGGGCAGGGGCAGAAAAAGCAGAUAGCGCUGAGGGAGACAGUGAGGUUGCCGGCAAAGGGCCAGGUGACUGCGCAACAUCAGACGACGCAGUAGCCCCCAAGGAUUCCAGUGCGACGUCUAUUUCAAGUGUUGAUGGAAAGACAGUAGGUGUAGACGAUACCGCAGAAGGCACUAUGGCAGAGAAGGACAGUACACCCGCUGUUGAAGAUUCCAAUGUAGAUGAAGGGGACGAAGCUCACACUAAUGACAGUGAGGAAGCUCUUGGUGACGAAACAGCAGCCGAGGAAACUGCCGAAGAUAACGGCGUAGAGAUUACGCAUCUAUAA
This is a messenger RNA of Babesia ovata, 2316 nucleotides long. Its product is annotated as E3 ubiquitin-ligase RNF213, putative. NCBI's taxonomy places the organism in Eukaryota, Apicomplexa, Aconoidasida, Piroplasmida, Babesiidae. The transcript has a single exon. The record is from RefSeq and is a predicted model, not a curated record. Bases 1 to 2316 code for a protein of 771 amino acids.